Molecule: messenger RNA, 438 nt
Organism: Cladophialophora bantiana CBS 173.52
Lineage: Eukaryota; Fungi; Ascomycota; Eurotiomycetes; Chaetothyriales; Herpotrichiellaceae
Exons: 2
Coding region: 1-438 (145 amino acids)
Source: RefSeq, a predicted model, not a curated record
AUGUCCCAACCGAUCAUCCUGUACGAUCUGCCGACUCGGGCACCGCGAAGAUGUUGGUCUCUCAACCCAUGGAAGAAUGAGAAAUGCCCCCAGAACGCUCUCCCAUUAGAAAAUAAACUUAACAAGUUCCCCAGCUCGAAUGCUGCUGAACUACAAACGACUGAAUUAUCGGACAGUUCUGCCCCGAAUGCUGCCGGCAUACCCUACACAGUCCCUACCAUUCAAAUGUCUGACGGCGAAUGGGUUAUGGACUCAAGAAAGAUUGCAGAGCGUCUUGAGCAGUUGUACCCAGAGCCACCGUUGAACAUAGCAGCAGAUCCCUAUUUGGUUGACAUCGAAGAUCUGGUCAACAGGAUUGCAAAGACUGUCUCUCCGGACUUCAUUCCCAAGGAUGCAAACCGCGUCCUCGGCGAUGGAAGCUUGGGGUACUGGCAUUGA